AUAAAAAGACUGAAAGAAGGUGAAUCGUGAUAAUAUACGAUUCUGUGAUAUGAGAACGAAGAUUCUACGUGAAAGGAUUUCGUGUUUUUGUUUGAUUUUAGAAGGAAGAUAUGCUGUUUAUCUGAAUUAUAUACGUUUCGAAUUGAAUAGAGAGUAAAAAGUCGAAGUUCAUUGUUUAUGGUUUUAUAAAAAAAUACUUUACAUGGUUUGAGUAUAAUGUGUAUUUCAAUAAACUGAAAGCAUCACCGACAUGGCUGCUAGUAGAAAACUCCAGGGUGAAAUAGAUAGGUGUCUCAAGAAGGUAACUGAAGGAGUAGAAACUUUCGAAGAUAUUUGGCAAAAAGUCCAUAAUGCAACAAAUAGCAACCAAAAGGAGAAAUAUGAGGCUGACCUCAAGAAGGAGAUUAAAAAACUUCAAAGACUGCGAGACCAAAUUAAGAGUUGGAUUCAAUCAGGUGAAGUCAAGGAUAAAUCAGUUUUAAUGGAUAACAGAAAACUUAUAGAAACCCAAAUGGAAAGGUUCAAAGUUGUAGAACGAGAGACAAAAACUAAAGCAUACUCAAAAGAGGGAUUAGGAGCUGCCCAAAAACUAGAUCCUGCACAAAAAGAAAGAGAUGAAAUCCAACAUUGGUUAGUGAAUUCUAUAGAGCAAUUGAAUAUUCAAUCAGACGCCUUUGAAUGUGAAAUAGAAUCUUUACAAGCAAAUAAAAAAAAGAAACUGGAUAAAGAUAAGCAAGAAAGGGUUGACGAGUAUAAAGCAAGAUUAGAAAAACAUCGGUUUCAUAUAAAAAAGUUGGAAACUCUUUUGAGAAUGUUAGACAAUAUGUCGGUAGAAGUAUCACAAAUAAAAACUAUAAAAGAUAAUGUUGAAUAUUAUGUUGAGUCAUCUCAGGAGCCUGAUUUUGAAGAUAAUGAAUUCAUUUAUGAUGAUAUUAUUGGAAUUGAUGAUGUUGAAAUUGCUGGUACAGGAAUUCCUUCUUCAGUAACUACAGAUAGUAAUGAAACUGCUGGAUCUCCUACUUCCAUGAUAUCGGGUUCAUCUCCUAUUCCAUCACCAUCUCCUAGUGGUAGUCAGCCAUAUAUUCAUUCUAGUGAUAGUUCUAAUGAAUCUGAGAAGAAAGCUAAUGAGGAGGUUCCUAAACCAAUCAAACCAACUCCUGUUAGGCUUACUUCCACGAUGAUGAUGAACUGUAGUACAAAUUCUUUGCUAAGUACAAGUUGCAGUAGUGUUUCAUCUAUGACUCCAAUUAGUAAUAAUACUAAACCAGUGUUGAUAAGCAGCACACCAAGUAAAUCAUCUAUAGUAAGAGAAGCAUCUCCAGUGCCACCAUUGUCAACAUCUGGUAACUUCGCAACUGUAACGGCAAAUAACGUUCCAAUAAAAUCCAGCCAAAGUGUUAGUGAAAACGUACUAACGAAUGUAGGAAUGGUAAAUAACUCAAAUCAAGUUUCUGCUCAAAAUUUGUCUUCAUCUGUCAAUAGUCCAAUCCAAAAUAUGAAUACUUCUCAAAAUCAAGUUGAUGGUAUGUCUUCACUAAAAACUAUGGCCCAACAGGUAAUUGAUAGGGUAGGUUUAGAAGCUAACCUGUCAUUAGAACAGAGUAAAAAUCAUAGCCAAGGACAAAAAUCUGAAGCACACAUUCCUCCAUUACUUGGUGUUGCACCUUUAGGGGCCGUACCUCUUCAGAAGGAACAUCAGUCACAAUUUCAGUAUAUGGAAUCAGCAUUCUAUCAUAUGCCACAUCCUUCAGAUUCUGAAAGAAUACGACCUUAUGUUCAAAGGACGCCAUAUCCAACUCAGACUUACUAUAUUCAGGCUCCCUUACCUUUGUCUGAUACACUGGAAUUUUAUCAAAGACUAGCUACUGAAACCCUUUUUUUUGUGUUUUAUUACAUGGAAGGCACUAAGGCACAAUAUCUUGCAGCCAAAGCUUUAAAAAAACAAAGUUGGAGGUUCCAUACGAAAUAUAUGAUGUGGUUUCAGAGACAUGAAGAACCUAAAGUGAUAAACGAAGAAUAUGAACAAGGGACAUAUAUAUAUUUUGAUUAUGAAAAAUGGGGACAACGAAAAAAAGAAGGCUUUACGUUUGAAUAUAAGUACUUAGAAGAUAGAGACUUGAAUUGAUGAAAUUUUCUCAAAGGAUAGAAUAGAGAAUUAUGUUUGUUUUAUGGACACAGAGUUUGUUUCAUUUAUUUCCACUACCUCUACUGUAUACUGUAUAUAAUUAGAAAUACACUGCUUUUUUGGUAAAA
This is a messenger RNA of Harmonia axyridis, 2253 nucleotides long. RefSeq names its product CCR4-NOT transcription complex subunit 3 (gene Not3). Gene Ontology annotation, biological process: nuclear-transcribed mRNA poly(A) tail shortening; regulation of DNA-templated transcription. Lineage: Eukaryota; Metazoa; Arthropoda; Insecta; Coleoptera; Coccinellidae. Gene Ontology annotation, cellular component: nucleus; P-body; CCR4-NOT core complex. The record is from RefSeq and is a predicted model, not a curated record. The transcript has a single exon. Bases 251 to 2125 code for a protein of 624 amino acids.